Molecule: messenger RNA, 511 nt
Organism: Cylicocyclus nassatus
Lineage: Eukaryota; Metazoa; Nematoda; Chromadorea; Rhabditida; Strongylidae
Source: the annotation of a GenBank genome assembly
GUUUUACUUCCAUCCGACUGUUUGGCGCACCAAUUUUUUCGCGCUACUGCGGUUUCUCGCACUCAAUUUUGUCAGCAUCAGUAUUUCGUCAAAAUAUGUUUAGAUGAGUGUCCCGCGACUACCUCCACAUUCUGCAGUACCCUUGACGUGCGCAGAAUCACUGCAAAGAGCGCCGUCUCCUGUUUUGUUUCCAGAAAAUGUGCCGGGAGCUGGGAAGCAUAACACUGAGCACGAUGGUAUGUACACAAAUAAGCAAAAGAACUUUCGAACCGAUCUGUCUCCAGACGAUGUGAAGCUUGUCAAUGAGCUUGGUCGCCUUACUCCAGAUCAGCUAGCUGAAUAUAUAAAGAAUGUUCAGAAUACAGCGUACAGUCUCGGAAUCGAAGAAGCUCGACAAUUCUCUCGAGGCAAGAUGCUCCAAAUAUUCAAGCGAUAACCCAGCAUCCUCCAUUUUUUGAUGUAAUAAUCUCCUAUCUUACCUCACAUACAGUCUUUGCAUAAACACUUCAUU